Molecule: messenger RNA, 1865 nt
Organism: Clarias gariepinus (North African catfish)
Lineage: Eukaryota; Metazoa; Chordata; Actinopteri; Siluriformes; Clariidae
Product: zinc finger protein 501-like
Exons: 3
Coding region: 510-1655 (381 amino acids)
Biological process (GO): regulation of transcription by RNA polymerase II
Molecular function (GO): DNA-binding transcription factor activity; RNA polymerase II cis-regulatory region sequence-specific DNA binding
Source: RefSeq, a predicted model, not a curated record
CACAGAUCUCAAUGAGUUAAAAACAUAGACACUGGUUAUAUGUCUGAGAUUGUAAAAAAGAAACUUUCUUAAGGUCUGCAACUGAUCGUCGUUAACAUGGUGAAUGUGAGCAGCAGUGGUGUCCUGCAUUACCUUCUUGGUGUUGGUAAUAUUUUAUGAGCAAUAGGAAAGAAGUUGCCCAUGUCUUCAUUCAGAUAUUUACGAGAGGAUCAGGAUCCUAAUGCAGAAGGAAUACCUAAUUGCAAGUCUUCUACUCUUUGUACUUCUGCAAACACACCAAGAGACUCCAGUAUAAUGAAAUCAUAAAAGGUUAAACUGGAGAAUCCAGUCCCAACUCUCCAGAAUCUCCAGCGGUCAGUGGUAUUCACUACACUCCAAGACAAAGGACAAAUACAAUUUACCCCUAUCUGCUCAUUUACACUAUUAAGACUUUUGGUGAUAGUGAAAAUGUAGUAAAACACCAGCAGAUUUACUGAAGAGAGACGCCUUAUUACUGCACAGAGUGCAAAAUGAGUUUUACUAGGGAGAAUAAUCUCCAAACACAUUCAGAAGAGAAACUGUAUCACUGCUCAGAGUGCAGAAAAAGUUUUACUAAAAGAGGACAUUUUACUAGACACCAGCGGAUUCACACUGGAGAAAAACUGCAUGACUGCACAAAGUGUCCUAGGAGUUUUACUCAAAGAGGACGUUUGACGAGACAGCAGCAGAUUCACACUGGGGAGAAGGUGCAUCACUGCACACAGUGUCCUAAGAGUUUUACUGAAAGAGGAACUUUAGUGACACACCAGCGCACUCACACUGGAGUAAAGCCCUUCUUCUGUUCGCUAUGCGGAAAAAGUUUUACUCAAAGAGGAGGGUUAGUGAAACACCAGCGGAUUCACACUGGAGAAAAGCCGUAUUACUGCACAGAAUGCGGAAAGAGUUUUAAACAAGCAAAUAGUCUCCAAAUACACCAACGUGCUCAUUCAGGAGAGAAGCCGUAUCGCUGCUCGGAGUGCGGGAAAUGUUUUAGUGUAAGAGGAAAUUUCGUUAAACACCAACGGAUUCACACGGGAGAGAAACCAUAUUACUGCACAGUGUGUGAAAAGAGUUUCACUGCAAAAGGAAAUUUUGUGACUCAUCAACGGAUUCACACUGGAGAUAAGCCUUAUUAUUGUGCGGAGUGCGGAAUGAGUUUUACUCGAGAUGAUCAUCUUAAAGCACAUCAGCGUGUUCAUUCAGGAGAGAGGCCGUAUCACUGCCCCCAAUGCGGGAAGAGUUUUAAUGAGAGAGGAAGUUUGGUGAAACACCAGCGGAUUCACACUGGAGAGAAGCCUUAUUUCUGCACAACGUGUGGAUUGAGUUUUAAACAACGGACUCAUCUUCACAGACACGAGCGCACUCACACAGGAGAGAAACCGUAUCACUGCUCAGAGUGCGGGAAGAGUUAUAAAAUCCGAGAAUCUUUAGUAAUACACCAGCGGAUUCACACUGGAGAGAAGCCCUAUCACUGCGUACAGUGCAGCAAGAGUUUUAUUGACCGAAGUAGUUUAGCGAAACACCAGCAGAGUCACACAGGAGAGAGUCUGCAUCACAGCACAGAAUGCAAAGAGAGUUUUACACAACAGAGUCAUGUCGAACGGCAUGAGUGCGUUCGUUUAUUAGAGAAGUCUUAACACUGUUUAACAGUCAGGAAAAAAUUUCUUAAAUGUAGAAAAAAUCUUAUACACCAGUGUCAUCACACAUUCAUGAAAGAAUGCAUGACUGUUAACUCUAUGUACGUUUUUGGCACACAGGUACAUACAUAAGUCAGGAAAUGUAAUAAUAAUAAUUAUUAUUGUUGUGUUGAUACUGGCAACAUGAUUAAAUUUUAAAAUUAAAUUUAA